AUGGAGUCAGAGAAUGAUACACAAACCUCAAAAUUUCUUCUUUUAGGAAUUUCAGAAGAUCCCAGAUUGCAAUCUAUCUUCUUUUGGCUAUUCCUGUCUAUGUACCUGGUCACUGUAGUUGGGAACCUGCUCAUUAUCCUGGCCACAGUCUCAGACUCCCACCUUCAUACUCCCAUGUACUUCUUCCUCUCCAACCUGUCCUUUGCUGACAUCUGUUUCACCACAACUAGCAUUCCAAAGAUGCUGGUGAACAUUCAGACACACAGCAAGGUGAUAACAUAUGAAGGCUGCAUCACUCAAGUAUACUUUUUCAUACUCUUUGGAGUUUUGGACAACUUCCUCCUGGCUGUGAUGGCUUAUGACCGCUUUGUGGCCAUCUGUCACCCCCUGCACUACACAGUCAUUAUGAACCAACGGCUCUGUGGAUUUCUGGUUCUUGUGUCCUGGGUUACAACUGCCCUGAAUUCAUUGUUACAAAGUUCAAUGGCAUUGAGGCUGUCCUUCUGUACAGACUUGGAAAUACCACACUUUGUCUGUGAGCUUAAUCAACUAGUUCUACUUGCCUGUUCUAAUACUUUCCCUAAUGAUAUGGUGAUGUAUUUUGCAGCUGUGUUGCUGGGUGGUGGACCCCUUGCUGGGAUCCUUUACUCUUACUCUAAGAUUGUUUCCUCCAUCGGUAAAAUCUCGUCAGCUCAGGGUAAGUACAAAGCAUUUUCCACCUGUGCAUCUCACCUCUCAGUUGUUUCCUUAUUUUACUGUACACUCCUGGGAGUGUACCUUAGUUCUUCCGUGACUCAAAACUCACAUUCAACUGCAAGAGCCUCAGUGAUGUACAGUGUGGUCACCCCAAUGCUGAACCCCUUCAUCUACAGCCUGAGGAAUAAGGACCUAGUGGGGGCUCUGAGAAAACUCUUCUGA
Molecule: messenger RNA, 918 nt
Organism: Castor canadensis (American beaver)
Lineage: Eukaryota; Metazoa; Chordata; Mammalia; Rodentia; Castoridae
Product: olfactory receptor 7A40
Biological process (GO): G protein-coupled receptor signaling pathway
Cellular component (GO): membrane
Molecular function (GO): olfactory receptor activity; G protein-coupled receptor activity
Source: RefSeq, a predicted model, not a curated record